AUUCUUACCUUGCUCAAUGAGUUACACGUAAAUUCCCUUCCUCAAAAAGUUGUCACCAUUUUUAUUUUUAGACAAAACCAAAUGUUGUCUUUUUUUCUUUGCUCAAUAACCACAACACAGCAGACUCUGCCAUGCUCUACUCAACCAACUACCGUUUGUUGUUUCUUUUGUUUCUCUUGUUCUUGAUUUCAGUUCCAUCUUUUCAACACAAAUGUUUAGCUUCAGCAGAGUCUUCAAUUCAUGGAAAGACCUUCAAGAGACCCGAUCCUUUACGACAUUUCAAAGACUACAAUGGAGAGUUCGAUGUUCGAAACAAACAUUACUUAGCUUCUGCGGCAUUUACAGGAGUUCAUGGAUAUGCAUUUGCUGGAGUUUGGUUGUUUUUUGGGGUGGCUUUGGGCAUUUUCAUGAUAGUUAGGUGUUUAUGUGGUGGGUCUCUUUCAUUACCAUGCUUGGAUCAUUACUAUCUCCACAUUUUCGUCCUCCUUCUCUUGCUCGCAUCUCUUGCCAUAGUUGCCUCAAGUUUUGUACUUGCCACAAGUCAAAAGACCAUAAGGAGGACAGAAAAACUGAAAGACACUGUGGUUGGCAUAGGAGAAGAAGCUCUUGGGGCCAUAAACAGAGUAAUGAGAACAACUAAACAGAUGCAGUAUCUUCUUCUUCCUUAUAAUCCACAAAUAUGCGCGAGUUUGAAUUCCACUACCGAUGAUCUCAGAACAAACUCGCGUGUGAUUCGUCGUUUUAUCGACAAAAGUGAACAAUCAUUCAACAAAGCCAUUGAUACUUUGCAUACAGCACAUAUAGUUGUUCUAACGGUCAACUUAGUAACACUAGUUGCAGCACUAGUUCUAAUGCUACUGCAUUGGCGUCCUGGAUUCAUAAUCCUAAUCCUAUGCCUUUGGAUCCUAACAAGCCUUUGCUGGUUCCUGACUGGUUUUGAUUAUUUCCUUCACACUUUUGCAAAUGAUGCAUGCUCUGCAUUUGAGGACUUUGAGAACAACCCACAGAACAGUAGUUUGGGUUCGAUGUUACCAUGCAUUAAUGACUCAUUCUCUGGAAAAUUGAUAGCUCAAAUUGGCAGCACAAUCCACACUUUCAUUGUUGAGUUGAAUUCUGACGUAUCACUCAUGUAUCAGCUGCUAGGAAUAGGUGAAGAAAAUGAAGAAUUAAUUGGACUCGUGAAAAUUUGUAACCCUUUCUCAGGGCCACCAAACUACAGCUACAGUCCACACAAUUGCCCUCGUGAUGCCAUUCGGAUUGGAGAUUUACCAAAAGUUCUUGUAAGGUUCACAUGCCACCAAGAUGAUACAAAAGAGGAAUGCAGAAGAAAUGGGAGAUUUCUUCCACAGACUUCAUACAACAUGGCUCAUGCAUAUAGUAGAUCAAUCCAAGACAUGCUUGAUAUAUAUCCAGACUUGCAAAAACUAUCAAAAUGUGCCAUUGUGAAGAACAAAGCUGCUGAAAUUGUGUCUCAUCAAUGCAAACCAAUAAGAAAAUCAACUAAAUUAUUGUGGGCAUCUAUGAUGUCUCUUUCCAUUAUUAUGGUAGUCUUGGUAUUCACCUGGGUGGUAGAGACUCUUCGAUGCUGGGAUAAACCCCUUUCUACGAAUACAUGUUUUAGGACUCAUACAUCUAGAUAGAAAAUUUUAUUUGUAAAGAAAUUUUAAGGCACAAAAUUAAAGGCAGCGAUAGUAAUUAGAUAAGGGUGUGAUACA
Messenger RNA from Medicago truncatula (barrel medic), 1715 nucleotides. RefSeq lists its product as uncharacterized. The record is from RefSeq and is a predicted model, not a curated record. The transcript is spliced from 9 exons. NCBI's taxonomy places the organism in Eukaryota, Viridiplantae, Streptophyta, Magnoliopsida, Fabales, Fabaceae. Gene Ontology annotation, cellular component: membrane. The coding region runs from base 132 to 1640 and encodes 502 amino acids.